Molecule: messenger RNA, 2004 nt
Organism: Ipomoea triloba (trilobed morning glory)
Lineage: Eukaryota; Viridiplantae; Streptophyta; Magnoliopsida; Solanales; Convolvulaceae
Product: protein SENSITIVITY TO RED LIGHT REDUCED 1
Exons: 2
Coding region: 849-1691 (280 amino acids)
Biological process (GO): microtubule-based process
Cellular component (GO): cytoplasm; nucleus
Source: RefSeq, a predicted model, not a curated record
AUGUAAUCUGAUUAUUUAUUUAUUUAUUUUAAAUUGAGGAAUUAUAAAUUAUUGUAACCAGUGAUUAGUAAGCCAGUAAAUCCAUAUUCAUGUAGAUGAUAAUUGUUGAAUUUGAAAGAUCCAAAAUGCUUGGCAGGUGGAGAAUAACAACCACCCGCUGCCUAAGAAUCAAUGAAUGAGAAAAUAUAUAUUGUAUGAAAGUGAAUAGAAGGUUUAUAAAUAUGUGUUAGAAAGGGGAAUACACAGCCCUAUAAAUACAUGCUUGAAGACUUCUAGGUAUUGUUUAUGGUUUGAUUUUAGUCUAAAUGCUAGGGUAUUUAUUUAGUUUUCUAUGUAUGCUUUUGAUAAGUUCACAACUUGGAGUGCUUAAAAUUUUGGUGCUUUGGUGAUUAUUAUUCAUAAUUUGUUUUAUAUCAUGGUGGUGGGUGACGAUUUUUUUUUUUCUUUCUUCCAAAUAUAAACAUGUCUUUGAGAAUAGUAGAGUACGUUAUCUAGUAAAUGAACCUUAAUAUUUGGACUUCAUAAGCUAAACCUUUUGAUAUUCCAAGAAACAUAUUCUCAGUAACUAUUUGCAGGAGGAAGAAGUUAGGAUUGUAUUUCAGUAACUGCAGAAGAUUGAUGAGAGAAAUCAGAAAUUGUAAGUAGGGUUGAUGGGCUUCUAAAAUUUUGCUCAAAGGAAUAGUGGUUUAAUCCAAUUGUAUGAUCUUGCCUUCUCAUUUAGAAGAUUCGGUGGAUAUUCAUGUAGCAAGUAUGUUUGCGCUAUCUUGAGGUUGUGUCAAAAUCAUUCACAUCACUUGCUUGAUGCACAAACUGCACUGAAUUGCCAAGAGGUCAGUUUCUGAGAAACUAUGGCUGGAUCAGCAAAAACGGAGAGUCUUGAGAAAUCCUCUUCAACCGAAGGCUGGACCGUUGUUUUGCCUCGCCGUGCAAGGCCAAAGAAGAGCUCUUGCAAAACUAUUAAGGCCGAAGAACAAAAGCAAGAGCAACCUUGGACGCCACAGGAUCUCAAAACAGACCCCGAAAGAGAAGCAAAGCUGAUGCAAAAGAUGCAAACCUGCAUUCAGAAACUAGAGAAGUCCGAGUUUUGGCUGACUUUCCUGAACCAAUUACAAACAAGUGAAACCUCAGAUAGGAUUGUGAAUGCUUUGGGCUCUGAAACAAAUAUGUGCAUGGUAAUAUACGGUAUCGGUAGCAUUGAAUCAUAUGAACCGCCUAGAUUGCAGGUCAGCCUUGCAAUCCUGAUGAAACGAGAGUUUAGCUGGAUCGGGGAGAUGGAGGUGUUCGAUCCAAUCAUUUCCCUGACAGAAUCAAAAGUUCUGACAGCACUCGGGUGCUCCGUUCUAUCAAUCAAUGAGCAUGGCCGGCGCCAAGCGGUGAAACCUACACUAUUCUUCAUGCCACACUGUGAGGCAGAGCUGUACGACAAUCUGUUGCAGGCAAACUGGAGAGUGGAUCUGCUGAAUCAUAUCGUUCUAUUUGGUAACAGUUUCGAGGCAUACGAACAUCACAUGUCAGUAUGCAAAGAUCUUACAUCUGCCAAAUCCAGGAAGCAUAUCCUAGCAGCGAGGAAGUUCUCCAAAGAGGUAGGAAUCCAUUGUUCAGAUGAUUGUUUUCGAGCUUUCAAUGGCUCCAGUUGGCAUUUCUUUAGUCUUGAUUCAGAAGCUGCAUUAACGAAUUUAAGUCAUGAUUAAUGAUCUUAACUAGCAUUCUUAUAGACCUUGUGGUUUAGUGGCACCUGGUUUUCACUCUCACAUAGAAGGGAGUGGGUUGCCUAAGUGGAGGCGACUGUUGACUCUUUGUGCUUCAAUAAGUUGAGAAAGUAGCUAUGAACAGAGUCAGCAAUACUCUGCUGAACAAACCUUGACUCAAUUUUUUUUUUUUGGAAGAAUUGUACUUUUUGUCUUGAGUUAUAUAGGGUAGUAGUAGAUUUAGUUCAUGUGUUAUGUCAUAAAUUGUAUUUGACUCUGUUUGGUAUACAUAACUUAAAUUAAUCUUGAAACCCUA